AUGUGUCAGGAUGUGUGUGAAGAUGUUUCGUGCUAUGGUGACGCGUUUUGUCAUCAAGGGGAAGUUACCCAGAUCGAUGGCACUAAAAAGACAGUUCCCAAAUGUGUCAAUUCGGAUGCUUGUGAAGAUGUUACAUGUUUCGGAGAUGCUCGUUGUAAAGUAGUUAAUGUUGUAUGUUAUACAAACGGUAACAGAUGCGACCUUCCCCGUUGUGGUGAUAAGGAUACCAAAGAUUAUGAAGCUGACGUGAAGUCGGCUAUCGAUGUUGAAGAAGACAGACCCCGCUUGGCUCGUGAGAACCGACCAUACGUCAUUCUUAGCACUGCUGAUAACCUUAAAGAUUACGACCGUCUAUGUCAGAAUGGACCAUCAGUAGAUUGUUUCGGAGAAUCCAUCUGCAAAAUUGCAAAAAUUCGAUGUCUCCCCAACACAACAUGCGAUCCUCUGAUGCCGAUUUGUGUUGACAAACAAAUCGAAGAUUAUCAGCCGAGGACUUAUAAUGUGACUUCAAAUCAUUGA
This is a messenger RNA of Caenorhabditis briggsae, 519 nucleotides long. Bases 1 to 519 code for a protein of 172 amino acids. Lineage: Eukaryota; Metazoa; Nematoda; Chromadorea; Rhabditida; Rhabditidae. The transcript has 3 exons. The record is from RefSeq and is a predicted model, not a curated record.